UACUAGUAACUGCUAGUAACGGAUCAUUGAACAGAUUGAAGUCAGUGGAAGGGUAGCAACUAGCAGCUAAUUAGAUUCUGUUCGAAAAAAUCAAAUGUUUAUUAUUAUCACUUACUAAUACAAAUGAAUGAAUGUAUUAUUUAAAGUUCCAAGUAUAAUUAAAUUGAUAUAUUUAUUUUAUAUAUAUAUAUAUACAUAUAUAUAUAUGUAUGUAUAUAUACUAGCUCGGUUUAGAAAAUAAAUGUGUACCUCGUGUUGAUUUAACGUCGCAAGUUAAAUUCAUUGAUAACGGUGUAUUCCACGAGCAAAAAAUAUUUUUAUUGUUAUUAUUUUUUCGAAGAAUAUUCUUUUGUGUUCGAAAUAAAUAUGUAAAUAAAAAUAUUUAUCUCUGCUUUUCUGAGAUAUAAUAUAGUAAUUCGGAAAAAAAAAGAAAAAGAAAAGAAAAUGUUUGAUCUCAACGUUAGCUUAGAAAUGUGCUGCGUGACACGAGGUGAAUUAAGCGAAUUCGAUAAAGAAAAAAUCUUUAUGUAAAGGAAUUAUUUCUUAAACAUGUAAUCUUUCUUCUUCGUGUGUAACAUUGUAUUAUUGUAUUUAAAUAAUGGUGCUUUGGAUUAUUUCCUUCACGGCAAUUGUUUUGCACAUCACUAUUGUACAAAGUAAGCUAGUACCGCAAGGUUAUUGUGCCCUUUAUAAUGGCAAAAUAUGUAAAAAAUAUCUCACAGGCAUUGGAAAAGUAUGGUUUAACAAUUCAUUCGAUAAUCCUGGUGGAUGGUUAAACGAACAGAUAACGACGGAUUUAUGGGAAGAAAUAAUAGAAACUCUUGUAGAACCAUGUCGUUCAGCGGCCGAACAAAUGCUCUGCUUAUAUGCCUUUCCAAGAUGCCAUGAAUCAGUAGGACUGCCAUUGUGUUACGAAGAUUGCGUAGCGGUACAUCAUUUUUGUUUCAAUAACUGGAUAAUAAUCGAGGACCAAAAGCAAAAAGGAAUUUAUAUCAGGUCACGUGGCCAUUUUAGUUUACCAGAUUGUCAAAGUUUACCAAGGAUAGUCAAAGGAAAAGUCACUUGUUCGGAGGCCUAUUUAACCGAUAUAAAACAAGAACUUGUCACUUAUGACUGUAUCAAAGGUAAUGGUAGAUAUUACAUGGGAAAAUUGAAUAAAACAAAAGGUGGAUUAGAUUGUCAACCAUGGAGUGCUCAAGUUCCACAUAAUCAUGAUAAACCACCAGAUAUUUUUCCACAAAUUCAAAAGGAUGAAAAUUAUUGUAGAAACGUAGAUGGCAUUGAAUCUAUGCCAUGGUGUUUCACUAUGGAUCCUGAGACACGCUGGCAACAUUGUGAUAUUCCUAUAUGUGAUAAUACCACAGAUACAAUAAUUGAAAUUGAUCCAAAAGAUUUGACAAUAUAUACAAUUAUCACUCCAUCAUUUAUAUUAGCACUCUCUUCAUUGGGAUUUGUAAUCAUUGCUGGGACUGUACUUUCUAUACUGUUAAGGCGAAGACUUCAUAAAAGACAUCAAGGAUAUAAUCCAACUGAAAGUCAGGAUGUUAAUAUUGAUUUGGACAAAUUGCCAAGCAAUGAAGCGUAUCAUAAGACAAGUGCAAAACUUAAUCCAAAAUUGGAGAAACUUGAAUUUCCACGAAAUAAUAUUAUUUAUGUACGAGAUUUAGGUCAGGGUGCCUUUGGUCGAGUAUUUCAGGCAAAAGCACCUGGUCUUGUGCCGGGUGAAGAAUUCACAAAUGUUGCGGUAAAAAUGUUGAAGGAAGAAGCGUCAGAUGAUUUGCUCGUAGAUUUUGAGAGAGAAGCAUGUUUGCUUGCAGAAUUUAAUCAUCCAAAUAUUGUUAAGUUGUUGGGUGUGUGUGCAUUAGGACGUCCAAUGUGUCUCUUAUUUGAAUAUAUGGGACGUGGUGAUUUAAAUGAAUUCCUACGCUCUUGUUCGCCCGGGAAUUACAUUAUUCGAAGCUUAGAGAGAGAUGGUACAUUCACAGACUCUCAACUAUCGCAUAUGGAUUUAAUUAAUAUAGCUUUGCAAGUAGCAUCUGGAAUGGUAUAUUUAUCGGACAGAAAAUUUGUACAUCGAGACCUUGCUACUAGAAAUUGUUUAAUAAACGAUCAAAUGAUCGUAAAAAUUGCGGAUUUUGGAUUAUCUCAAAAAAUAUAUCUUCAAGAUUACUAUAAAGGCGAUGAACAGGAUGCUAUUCCAGUUAGAUGGAUGCCUCUUGAGAGCAUACUUUAUAACAAAUACACUGUUGAAUCUGAUGUGUGGGCUUUUGCUGUAUGCUUGUGGGAAAUUUUUAGUUUUGCGCUUCAACCAUACUACGGAAUGACUCAUGAAGAAGUUGUUAAGUACAUCAAAGAAGGCAAUGUUCUCCAAUGUCCCGAUAAUACACCUUUAUCGAUAUAUGAAUUAAUGAAACUUUGUUGGAAUAGAAGACCAUCCGACAGGCCUACAUUUAGAGCAAUAUAUGAACGACUCGAUACGAUAAAACACGAAAUAGAAGCAGAGAAUAAAACGGACAGUGUGGCUUUGCGCAUUCAUGUCUGAAUACAAAUGGAGCAGUGCAUGAUUAAUUAUAUAUAUAUAUGUGUGUGUGUGUGUGUACAUAUAUAUAUAUAUACAUAUAUAUAUAUAUAUAUAUAUAUAUAUAUAUUAAUGUAAUAACUAAUAUAUUACUUACUCCACAUUAAAGGUAAGUAAUUAUUAAAAUGUAAAUGUUACAUACAAAGGCCUUCUUUGUUAUAUUUGUUAUGUCACGUUAAUGGCAUAUCGCUAAGAAUAUUUAUAAAAAAUGUGGCUAUUACAUAUAUUAGUAAUAACUAUGUUGAUCUGAGAAUAUCAUUAGCAAAAUGCUUUUGAGUACAUGCGAAAACUAAUUCAUACGUUUACUGUUUUCUGGAUAAAAAGUAGUUUAAUAUCCUAUGGCAUAGAUGUAUACAAAUAAUUUAUAUCUUUAUAUAAUGAAAAAGUGCUGUAUUUGAAUUAAACAUACCGGCUUGAAAUAUCGUUUAAAAUUUUUAAAUAUUAACGAUUGCAAGGACUGGAAAGAUUCUUGUGGAAUUGAUCAGCUACUAAGUCGCUAUUGCAAUACAAAUUUUCAAAGUUUAAUUUCACAUUCUAUCGUCUAACUAUUCAUAUUUAUAAUCAGUGGUGUGAUAUCAUGAAUAUGAGCGGCUAUUAUUUAGCAAAUAUACGUACAUAAUCAUAAAUAUUAUACAAAUGUUUUAGGAUGAUUGUAAAAGGAAACUGCCCUAAUAUAUUUACAUUUUGUAUAUCUUUAUAUGUUUUGCUAUACAGAUUUAUAUGUAUAUUAUGCAACAUUCCAGAACAGUAUGUGAAUCAUAAUCGAUAUCGUGCAGAAAGUAAUGCUUUAUAAAAAAUCAUUAUAUAAUUUCACAUCAUAUAAAUACACAUGUUGAAUUUGUGUGUAUAAAUAUGCAUGAACAUUAAAUGCAUUUUUGUUUACUCGCAAGUUAUAUGAGUAUGCAUGUACAUUCAUUUAAAGGAAUGCUUAAAACAUUCCAUUUCCAUUUAUUUUAAGAAAUUAUUUUAAUAAUAUAAUUAUAUACCGAACAGAUAAAAAACAGAGAUAUAACGCAAGACCUAUUAAUUUAUACUCUGAACUAAAUAAACUUAAGACUGAACAAAAAGAUAUAUGACCAAAGUAAAAAAUUAUUUUUAAGACCUGUUAGUAAAAUAUAGAGAUCCAAAAAAUUCGCAAUAUAAAACUUGAUUGUGCAUUUUAUGGUUUUGUCUUUGUGAUAAUAUUAAAUUAGCUCCAAUGCUUUGAUCUAUACUCAAAUUUUUUUCUUGUUAAAUAUAUUAGAUCGUUGCUAUAGCAAAAAUAUAACUUAAUGUGUGCUAUAAGAAUUAUGUCAAGGAAAAUUACUAUGAGGAAUGUUGAACCAAAGAGAGCAUGUAUGUAAGUGAGUAUACUGUUAUAUGUAAAAUUUUGAAAGUAAAUUAUAUUACGGUACUGUAAAACAAUAUAAUGAAUGUUCAAAUCAUAUAAUAUUAUUUAAUUAACGUAUUAAUUGUUUAACGACACAUAUACACUUAUUUGUUAUACACGUUUUUUAUAGACUUCCAAAACGUCAAGUAAAAACGUAUUAUAAUUGAUUUGUUAAUAAUAAUUACUAACUACUUCUUUUAUAUUAUUCCAUCUUUUAUGACUGAUAAAGUAAAAUUUUAUACGUUCUUUUUAAUAUUAAAUAUAGUGGUAAUCGGUAUUAGAUAUAUGUAUAUAUUUUUUCUUUUUUCUUAAAUGUUAUUUUCUUCUGAUGAUGUUUUUAAAUAAUAUUUUAUUUAAAUUGAACAAAGUGCUAUUAUUAACACUGACAUUCCAACAAGAAUCCAUCGAUUAAUGAAUAUUUUUAAAGAGAUUUCCUUUGUGUACUUUAUACAUAUUUUAUAAUAAUUUUCAGACGAUUUAUAUUAUAUAUUUUACGUAUAUAAACAUAAACACGUCAGAAUUCUACCAAGAUCACGCAUCUAGAUUAUUUUUUACUAUAACACAACAAUGUAUUUACGAUAGAUGUUUACACACAAGAUGUAUUGAUUCGCAUAUACCUUCAUAUUUGUUGAGUAUUAAGAAUGUGUAAUAUGUGUAUGUUCUAACGAGUACAUCAUGUAUCAUCGCAUGUAACAAUAAGUAAAGUAAUAAGAUGCAAGAUAAUAAUAAUAAUGGAACUAAAGCUCUUCCAUAUACCUUUUUAUAUACAUUUUUGUACAUGAAAAAGGGGAAGACACCGAUUCUGUGCUCUUAUAACUAACAUCCAUGUACUUGUAUCCUGCAUAAGUAGAAAAAAUCUAUGUAAUAUGAUAUAAAAAGAUAAUACACAUUUGUAAGCGUAUUGUCUCUGACCAAAAAACUUCUGGUAUUGUAUAAUUCGUUGAGUUCAAAUUUGUUAUUGACAAUGUAGACUCUAUUCUGAAUUUUAUGUACAACAAACUCUAUUACUUAAUCUGUAAAACCAUUGAGACUCCUCGACAAUACAUAACAUUUUUUUUAAACAAGUUGUCAUUUCAUUUUCUUUUUUUUUUUCAUUUUAGCUUAGAUCAAACAUAUUUAUUCAGGUUUUAUACUAUAAGGAUACAUUUGUUCCUAUAAUUAUAAUAUUUAUUAUUACUAUGUAAGGCUCUGUAUAUGUCAAUUUUAAUCAUUUUUUAAUUCAUGAAAUAUUUUCAUCAUCAAUGUAUAUCGCGGAGUCAACAAUGAUAUUAUAUUACAAACAUGUUGAAAAAAAUCUGCUACAAACUUUUACUGAUGUACUUUUACAAAAAAUAAACAACCACUUUCAUA
This is a messenger RNA of Vespula vulgaris, 5297 nucleotides long. RefSeq names its product tyrosine-protein kinase transmembrane receptor Ror2 (gene Nrk). The record is from RefSeq and is a predicted model, not a curated record. Gene Ontology annotation, biological process: protein phosphorylation; multicellular organism development; cell surface receptor protein tyrosine kinase signaling pathway. Lineage: Eukaryota; Metazoa; Arthropoda; Insecta; Hymenoptera; Vespidae. The coding region runs from base 599 to 2542 and encodes 647 amino acids. Gene Ontology annotation, cellular component: signaling receptor complex. The transcript is spliced from 6 exons. Gene Ontology annotation, molecular function: protein binding; ATP binding; transmembrane receptor protein tyrosine kinase activity.